Messenger RNA from Pecten maximus, 3515 nucleotides. RefSeq lists its product as uncharacterized. The coding region runs from base 1310 to 3229 and encodes 639 amino acids. Lineage: Eukaryota; Metazoa; Mollusca; Bivalvia; Pectinida; Pectinidae. The record is from RefSeq and is a predicted model, not a curated record. The transcript has 6 exons.
UAGAGCGUUUGCCAGUUCAAUUUUUUAUUGGAGAUGAUCCAGUGUUAUGAGUUUUUAGAUUGGAGUUUUAAAGCAAGUUCAAGUUCUUUAUUACUUUAAGUCAGCAAAAACAUAUGUUUCAUGACUCCAACAUAUUUUGAGUCAUUAAUUUCCGAAAAUAUCUGCAGGAGUCCAGGACUUUCUGUCAAUCAAUUCAGAUCUCAAAGACUUCAUUGACAAUAAUUGAAGUUUGGUGAAAUUAAGAAAUAUUUUGUAACAUAAAAAAGUUUCAUAUAUGUACAUGUACUUAGUUUCUGUCAUAAUAUUGACCGUGACAAUUCGGUAAACAGUACAAUGAUUAUUGUAAAUAAAUUUAUGAGUCUUGACCAAUGCCUGUGGUUAUAUUGAUUCCACACAUACUGAUAUCCAGACGACGGGUCCAGAAACUCUAUCAACCAUUGAAGACAUGACAGCUUUAGUUGUACACAUAUAUAUAAUCAGUUGUAUGUAACAAUUGCAAGAAAGAAAUCUGAUAUAACUCAUAAAUGUUUCAGGAUAAACUUAUUUUAUAUUUAUCAUGAUCAGGAACCCCAUUAUUAUUAGGUCAACUUGUUAUCCUCUUCCAUAAUAAUGUAAUAUCAACUUAAUGUGAUUAAAAACACAUUCCAAAACACACACAAAAAAUGAUGUACUUUUGACACUUUACAUAAACCAGCAAAUUCAAACCACAGGGAUGCUACUUCGAUAAAAAUAUUUCUUACGUUUUAAGAAUUUGGCAAUACAGAUUGAAUUUCUGGUAAAGUUUCCAUUUAAUUACUUUUUUUUUCUCAAUAUUUCUGACCCAUUCAUUUUACUAUUUUUGGACAAUUAUUACCAAGUCCAAAAAGAAUUUAAAUAUAAAACAAUCCAAUAAUCAGUGUAAAGGAUCAGACAGGUGUAUCGUGCAACAAUUUGUGGUGCUCUUGUUUUAAUGUGGUUCACUGAAAGCAUGAUUAUAAAGUUGAAAUUAGAUUUAUAGUCUGUUAUAUGCAUGCUACAUUGUAAAACAUGUAUGAGGUACUAUUCUGUUUUUAUCAAGAUUUUCAAUUCAUUAAAUGUAACAUGAUGAAUGAAAUUACGAAGAAUAGUACUUUUGUGUAUGUUUUACAAUAUUUGUUCAAUUUACUGUUCACUUGUUCUUGUUACAUAGUUUUAUGCAUGAGUCCAGAAGGAGGAGGAAAACCUGCUGAAGACAUAAACCAAAUAUCAGGAAUAUUGUUCAAUCCAGAGUCUGCUGGAACGGUUAAAUAGAAUUCACAUAACCCUUUCACAUGAGACCAAGAGGAAUUUCAUGGAUCACUUUGCUGAAUAUAGCAAUAGGCAUAUUUUAGGGAAGAUUGCUGACGGUAAAGAUGGCAAGAUAAAUGGAGAUAAUCUUGAUAUAUAUGUCCGAACAAAUGACAUGAGGAUGGACCGCAAGAAUCGUGACUAUCACUAUUUUGCUUCUGACCUGAUAUUUGACCGUGUGUGUGUGCAAAAUCUGGACAACACAAAGCCAGUAGGAAAUGUUGAGGACAUACCAUAUGAACAUUUUGUCCCAUCAACUGUGGAGGACAAAUCAUAUAAAGAUUCCCUGAAAAUUCUUCUAGGUAGGAUAUUAUCUGAGCACCUUGAUGGAUUCAAGUGGAUGAAACCAGUUAUUCCACAUCAUAUCCCGCAUGAGUUACAGGAUGUGAUGUGCAAAAAGUCUGAAGUAUUUUGGUUGCCAAUCAUGCUGAAAAAUGAAGCACGCUACUCAGACUGUGUGCAAAUCAUGAAUGAAUAUGAGAAGCUUGUCUGUUCAUGGUAUUCCAGAGUUGGACGAGGUGGUGAGCUUGAUCACUUGCAAGUUCCUGUUGGUGGGGAUCAGUUGACCAGAGUUAGACUGCAAGGGGCAAAGAAUCUGGUAGCUGGAGCAUUGACGCCAAAAGAUCGACUAGAACACUUGUAUCCAGUGAUAAUGGAAAUGUUUCACACAUUGCAAGAUUUGUUGGAGAAAUUGUAUAAAAGGUUUUACAGUAACACAAGUGGAAGAGAAAGGGGCACUCUAUGCCAUAUGAAAAUAUUGAUCGAGAGAUCCAAUGUCAAUGGAAAAGUCAAGACACGCUUUGAAGCUCACGAAGACUUUGUACUGACUGUUGGAUGUGCCUAUUUCCUGUCCUUCAUUCUCAAACACUUCCACAUGGACAGCAUUGAGGACAAACCACAACACCCACUUUUGACAAAAAAUGUAAAGAUGAUGCACACCAAGGACAAAGAAAGGCUGUUCUCAACAAUUAUGUCUGAAAUAGUUGAUAGCCUGGGGCAGUCAUUUCCUCUGAAAGAUCCCAAUAUCAUGUUGAAUGUCAAUGUGCUUGGUACAGAAUACCCUAUCGAAAGUGUUCCAGAUGGAAACAUGUUGUGUUUUGCACUUAAUGUCAACAACAAGCGUUUCAUCUUCAAUGUCACACCAGAGGAAGCAGAGAAGGGGUCUACCAUUAACAUACCUACUGUUCAUGGCCAAAUACCUGUGAAAGUAACAACUAGAAAAAUGCAAAGUGAUGAUCUUCACAGCUAUGUUAUGCAGUUUUUACAGUGGUAUUUCCUCAUCUUAAGUUUCAAAGAUACCAUUAAGGAAGGAGACAUCUACAGAAAUAACAUCAAUCUGAAAUUUUGUAUACCUGUUUUCUUCAGCCACUCUACUCUCUCAAAGUACUUAGAAGAAUGUAUUGAUUACAUACUCAAGACCGAGAUCAUGUUGUCAGAGAAAAUGGCUCUAAAGGUAAGAGCUGCCUCCUUUGUAAAUCUAACUGGGAAAAUUGGCCAAAACAAAGCAGCUGACCUUCAGAAAGAAAAUGAAGUCAUGGUGCUGAAGGACCUGAUUAAAGGACUAGGAGCCAACAAAACAGAAAAAGCAAUCAUAACCAUCUCAAAGGCUGCCCCGGUUAUUCAGAAUGUGGUUGAAAAUGUCGAAAGUAUGUUGGGAAUCUGUGACAAAAAGACAAAGCAUAAGAAAAGGUCAUUCGAAGGCGAUGUAAAAGUCCUCCUAAAGGAAAUAAUUCCACUAAAAGUAUGGGAUCAGGAAAGCGGGAGACAACUGAAAAGUUUCAGGGAGAUUCGGGAUUCCCCAUUUGAUGUCAAGCGAAGUCUGUUUAAAUCCGCUGUCACUAGGAUCACACAAAGACUGAAAUUAGGAAUUUCUAUUCCAAUGGCAGAGGAUGAUGACAGUGAAGAUGACAGUGAGUUGGAAUAAAGUUCCAAGAAUAUAUUACAUGUAUAACAUUCAUUAGUGAAAUAUGUUCUUGACAUGUAUGUCACCUCAUGAUCAAGGAAAGUUAGAAGCCAUAUGGUAUUACCAUUUAAUAGUUCUUCUUAUGAUUCUUUAAUAAGUUAUUGCUUAGGCAUAAUUUCUUAACUGUUGAAGAUAUCUCAAGAAACUUGCAUCACCUUUGCUGAUUAACACUCAAUGUAAAAUAAGUGGCUGUUUUACAUAAUAAUGUAUACUGUCUGGGCAAUUAAUCUUAAACCAUGAAAAUAAU